Molecule: messenger RNA, 2581 nt
Organism: Erinaceus europaeus (western European hedgehog)
Lineage: Eukaryota; Metazoa; Chordata; Mammalia; Eulipotyphla; Erinaceidae
Gene: BRMS1L
Product: BRMS1 like transcriptional repressor
Exons: 10
Coding region: 128-1120 (330 amino acids)
Biological process (GO): negative regulation of transcription by RNA polymerase II
Cellular component (GO): Sin3-type complex
Molecular function (GO): histone deacetylase binding
Source: RefSeq, a predicted model, not a curated record
GGAGCCGCGGUGGGUUCCGAGCAAGCUCUGCCGCUGGGUGGGUCGGGGGGCGUUCGGCGCGCCCUUCAUUGGAGCGGCGGUGGCCGGGCUGGGCGCCGGGAGUGGGAGACGACGGCGUGGCUGGAAAAUGCCAGUCCAUUCCCGAGGGGAUAAGAAGGAGACGAACCACCACGAUGAGAUGGAGGUGGACUACGCCGAAAACGAGGGCAGCAGCUCGGAGGACGAGGACACGGAGAGCUCGUCCGUCUCCGAGGAUGGCGACAGCUCAGAAAUGGAUGAUGAAGAUUGUGAAAGGAGAAGAAUGGAAUGUUUAGAUGAAAUGUCUAACCUUGAAAAACAGUUCACCGAUCUCAAAGAUCAACUUUACAAAGAACGAUUAAGUCAGGUGGAUGCAAAACUACAAGAAGUGAUAGCUGGAAAAGCACCAGAAUAUUUGGAACCACUGGCAACUUUACAAGAAAAUAUGCAAAUUCGUACAAAGGUAGCAGGAAUCUAUAGAGAGCUCUGCUUAGAAUCUGUAAAGAACAAAUAUGAAUGUGAAAUACAAGCUUCUCGCCAGCACUGUGAGAGUGAAAAACUUUUGCUGUAUGAUACAGUUCAGAGUGAACUGGAGGAGAAGAUAAGAAGGCUUGAAGAGGAUAGGCACAGCAUUGAUAUCACCUCAGAACUGUGGAAUGAUGAGCUUCAGUCAAGAAAGAAAAGGAAGGAUCCUUUCAGUCCUGACAAAAAGAAGCCAGUCGUUGUUUCCGGUCCAUAUAUAGUGUAUAUGCUACAGGAUCUUGAUAUUCUUGAAGACUGGACAACAAUUAGGAAGGCGAUGGCUACGUUGGGUCCACACAGAGUGAAAACAGAACUCUUUGAACUGAUCCCUUUAGCCCCCGUGAAACUGGAGAAACAUCUGCACAGUGCCAGAUCCGAAGAGGGAAGAUUAUAUUAUGAUGGUGAAUGGUAUAUACGUGGACAAACGAUAUGUAUUGAUAAAAAAGAUGAAUGUCCAACAAGUGCCAUAAUUACAACAAUUAACCAUGAUGAAGUUUGGCUUAAGAGGCCUGAUGGAAGCAAGUCUAAGCUUUACAUUUCACAACUACAGAAAGGGAAAUACUCCAUUAAACAUUCAUAAUCUUGAUUUAAGUGUUAUCUAAACCUACCUUAUUAGUGUUACCAAGUGUGAUGUGCCAUGGAGUUAAAAAUGUAUUUGAUAACUGAAUGCUCUCAUUGAAUCAUGAGAAACUGUAUUUGUAGGUAAUACUCUAAGUAGAUCUCACUGACAUGCUGUUAAGAGAGAUGGUAAAAAUUUAAUCAGGAUUAUGCAUUUAUUUGCCUUUUAGGUCCAAUGACCUAAGAAUAUAUGGUAGGGGUUUCUUAUAUACUUUUUUGUUUUUUAAAAACGUGAUGCAAAUCCAUUUUAUCCUUAGUGAACUAUGUUGUUCAAUAAAUGCAUUAUCUGCUUUUUUUAUCCUGUCUUUGUCACUCAUCAUAUAUUUGUAAAUAAGCCUGAUACAAUGUUUCUUACACAUGAUUUGUACUACUAGUCCAUUGUUGCUAAAUCAGAAUUGAAAUUUCACCAUAUCUAUGUGAGUGUAUAUAAAGGCAUCAGCUUAUUCUGAACUGAUGGCCUUAUUUUACAAUCUUGUUUUAACCAAAAUUAAGCUAUUGAGUCUGAAAGCUAAAAGGAGCACUUUUGUAGACUAGCUGCUUUCCUUUUUCUCUUCCAUGAUUAUAUCGUGGUGACUGAUUUUUUUUACACAAAUUAUGCGCAAUGUUAAUUAGCAAAAUCAGUGUCAAGUAGUAACAUAUUUUUACUUUAUUUCUUAUGGAUCUUUAGAGGACAGGUAUUUAUUCCUGGCAUUUAUGAUGCUGUAAGUGAAUGGUGACAGUAACUGACAGUAUUUGUGGUACUUGCUGUACAUGUCCGACCUUGGGAAACAGAUUUUUAGUAAGCAUUUUCCAGAUGUCAAACUAGAUUCUUACCCUAAUUUCCAGGACAAAAUGUACAGGAAUAAUUUCCUUGAAUCUAUAUACUAUCUCCAAAUUAGUGUUUUUAAUCCUGGUGUUUCUUCAUUUUAAGGCUACUUGGUGCAAUUCAGUAAGUCUUGGCCCCUCUUCCCCAGCCCUAUUCAGAAUUAACUAUGAAAACCUCAGGAACCAUACAAAGAAUUGAAGCCCUUGAAACGGCAACCCAGUUGGCUAUGGUCUGUAUUAGGGUACAACCAAAUCAAGUAUUCCUGGUGGUCUUGUGCACUUUAACUUCUGUUAUGAGGAGACUUCAGAGGGUGACAUCCAUGGCAGGACUAUCUGCCUUAUUCUGUUUGUUUUCUCAAUAUUUUCACCUCUGCAAACAUCUUCCUGUGCAGAUCACUCACUACUCCUUAGUUGCCAAAUGUUAAAAUGUUUGACUUCUGAAAUUCAUUAUCAGCAAAGUACAUACUUUGUUCUGUUUCUGAUUAGCUUUAGCGAAUGUACAUAAUGUCAUAACCUGAUAGUAUCUGACAGUACCUAUGUAUACAAUGUUUCAUAAACAUUUUUAAUAAGAUUUGUAUUUUUAAAUUUAGUAUAUAAUAAAGAGAUGUGUUUGAGUGUC